AUGGCACUCCAAUGGGUGAAGCCGUGGAUCGCUCUCUUCUUCGGACUAUCUGCUGCACAUUCUGAGACUGCAGGAGUGAGUCCCACUCAUAACGGGCAGGUCUGCAGCACAUGGGGUAACUACCACUACAAAACCUACGAUGGAGACUUCUUCCAGCUGCCCUACACCUGUAACUACGUGCUGUCGUCGUUGUGUAAGAGCAGCAGCGGCUACGAGGCCUUUAACAUUAAGUUGCAGCGCGGGGAGGUAGAUGGGCUGCCUACCAUCACCAAGGUUUCUUUGAAGCUGGAUGGAACCUUCGUGGAGCUGGCCAACGGUAACGUCAGCGUCAACGGAUUACAGGUCACCAUACCGUUUGGUCAGUUUAACGUCUUCAUUGAGAGGACCGUUUCCUAUGUGAAGAUCACAGCCAAGCUGGGGUUAGUCGUCAUGUGGAAUGAAGAUGACUCCUUCUGGUUGGAGCUGGACUCAAAGUUCCAGAAUCAGACAUGUGGGCUGUGUGGAGACUUCAACGGAGUCCAGAACGAGUUCAUUAGGAAUGGUGAUUAUCUGAAGACAAUCGACUAUGGAGAUAUUUGGAAGAUGAAUGGCCCAACAGAGAGCUGUACAGAAAUCCCUGCUCACACUGAGCAGUGUGAAGACCAGACCAAACUUUGUGAGCAGCUUCUCACCAGUCUUGCCUUCAGUAGCUGUAAGGACCUGAUUGCCACAGACUCCUUCAUCAAGGCCUGUGCAGAAGACAUGUGUCACUGUGGCAACAGCAGCAGCAGUGCCAGCUGCGCCUGCCCCACCAUGUCAGAGUACUCCCGCCAGUGUGCUCACGCAGGGGGGAAACCCCAAGAGUGGAAGACCGACCACUUCUGCUUGAAGACGUGUCCUCUAAGCAUGCAGUACCAGGAGUGUGGUAGUCCCUGCACUGAUACCUGCUCCAACCCAGAGAGGAAGCAGCAUUGUGAGGAACACUGCACCGACGGAUGCUUCUGCCCUGCUGGAACCGUGUUUGAUGACAUCACUCAGACUGGCUGUGUAGCUGUGAACCAAUGCUCUUGUCUCCACAACGGACAAUCUUACCAGCCUGGACAAUCAUUCUCAAGAACAUGCCAUAAAUGUACCUGUAUCCAAGGCCAGUGGAGUUGUAUGGACCUAGAUUGCCCAGCUACCUGCUCCAUAGUGGGAGGUUCCCACAUCACCACCUACGAUGGGAAAGCCUACACCUUCCAUGGAGACUGCUCAUAUGUCCUGUCCAAGCAAACCAACGAGACUGCUUUCACAGUCCUGGGUGACAUAGUGAAAUGUGGGAAGACGGACAUUGAGACCUGCCUAAGAUCUGUAACCCUGUUGUAAUUUGAUCACUUGCAGAUGAUCGUCAUCGAGGCCAGUGGAAGGGUCUUUGUCAAUAAGAUGUUUUCUCAGUUGCCGUUUUUCAUAGCGGAUGUAAGGAUCUUUCAGCCCUCUACGUUCUACAUCGUUGUGCAUACCUCUUCUGGGCUCCGUCUAGAGAUGCAGCUAACACCUAUAAUGCAGGUCUACAUCGUAGCUAGCAGUUCACACAAAGAAAAAACCCAGGGUCUUUGUGGAGACUUUAACAGCGUCCAAGCUGACGACUUCAGAACCAUCAAUGGACUGGUGGAAGGAACCGCUGUGACGUUCGCCAACACGUGGAAGACCAAAGCAAGCUGUCCUGAUGUGGCACAGAGCUUUGAGAUCCCAUGCAGCCUGAGUGUAGAGAACGAGAGAUAUGCCAAGCACUGGUGCUCGAUGCUGUCAGAUCGUGAAGGGAUAUUUUCCCAAUGCCACACUGAGGUCAACCCAAAUUACUACAAGGAUAUCUGCCUGUAUGACAGCUGUAACUGUGAGAGGAGUGAGGAGUGCAUGUGUGCUGCGGUCUCCUCCUACGUCCAUGCAUGUGCUGCUGCAGGCGUCCUGCUCAGUGGAUGGAGAAAAACCACCUGUGGGAAGUACUCCUCUAGCUGCCCUGAUACGAUGGUCUAUGACUACACCAUGACCAGCUGUGACCGCACCUGUCGUUCACUGAGCCAGACAGACUUUACCUGCCAGUCAGACCAUGUGUCUGUGGACGGCUGUGGCUGUGCCGAGGGAACCUACCUGAACGACCAGGGAGAGUGUGUCCCUGCCUCACGCUGCUCCUGCUACUAUGAAGGAAAAGUAGUACCCUCUGGAGAGGUCACCACGAUCUAUGGGGCUACUUGCUCAUGCAGACAAGGGAAACUAAGCUGUACUGGAGAACCACAACAUCUAUCCUGUAAAGAACCAAUGGGUUUCUUCAACUGUUCUAGUGCAGGACCCGGAGCCAAGGGCUCAGAGUGCCAGAAGAGCUGUCAAACACUUGACAGUCACUGUAUCAGUGCAGAGUGUGUGUCAGGCUGUGUAUGUCCUGAUGGUCUGCUGUCUGAUGGAAACGGAGGAUGCAUCAAGGAAGACCUAUGUCCCUGUUCUCACAAUGGAGUCUACUACCAACCUGGACAAGUGCUCAAAGUAGACUGCAAUACCUGCACUUGCAAAGGCAGAAAAUGGCAGUGUACCAAUAAGCAGUGUGAUGGGAUGUGUGCCAUAUAUGGAGAUGGGCAUUUCAUCACUUUUGACGAGGAAAGGUUUACUUUCAAUGGAGAUUGUGAAUACACUCUUACUCAGGACUACUGCAGCAACAAUCCAAACGGAACCUUCAGAGUGAUCUCAGAGAACAUUCCCUGUGGAACCACUGGCACCACCUGUUCCAAGACCAUCAAGCUCUUCUUGGGGAGCAACGAAAUCAUACUAGCAGAUGAAUCUGUAAAAGUGAUCAAACAAGAGAAAGGGGUUGACGUGCCAUACCAGGUCCACUCUAUCGGUAUCUAUGUUGUUGUUGAGGCUGAAAACGGCCUCAUCCUCAUGUGGGAUAAGAAGAAUAGCCUGUUCAUCAAACUCAGCUCUACCUUCCAGGGCCAAGUGUGUGGUCUGUGUGGAAACUACGACGGUAAUGGAAAGAACGACUUCACGUCCAGAAACCAGGAAGUGGCUGUUGAAGCUCUGGAGUUUGGGAACAGCUGGAAAGUGUCACCCAGUUGCCCCAACGCUGAUGUCAUAAAAAACCCAUGCACUUUAAGAUCCUACAGGCAGUCGUGGUCUCAGAAACGCUGCAGCAUCAUCACCAGUCACGUGUUCUCAGCCUGCCACUCACAGGUGGACCCCACGCCAUUCCAUGAUGCCUGUGUGAGGGACUCGUGUGCCUGUGACACCGGGGGAGACUGCGAGUGUUUCUGUACAGCUGUAGCAGCCUACGCCCAGGCCUGUAACGAGGCAGGGGCUUGUAUCAAGUGGAGAACACCAGAUAUCUGCCCUCUGUUCUGUGAUUUCUACAACCCUAUUGGUGAGUGUGAGUGGCAUUAUAAUCCGUGUGGAUACCCCUGUAUGAAGACCUGCCAGAAUCCCUCAGGAACAUGCUCCAGUCAGAUCCCUGCGCUGGAAGGUUGCUAUCCAAAAUGUCCUCCGGCCACGCCUUAUUUGGAAGAAAGUACCAUGAAGUGUGUCCGUAUCGUGGACUGUGGUUGCUACGAUGGAGAUGGAACUCAUUACAACGAGGGAGAGGUUAUACCUCCCAAGGAGAACUGUCAGAGAUGUCGUUGCUCAUCAACUGAGGCCAGUUGCAGCUAUGAUGUCCAAGCUUGCUAUUGUUUAUACGACGGCAGAACAUUCCCGUAUGGAGCGACCAUAUAUCACACAUCUGACGGUGAUGGGACCUGUAUUACUGUCAUCUGCAAAGAGAACGGAACCAUUGUCCGGAUUAUGAACCCCUGUCCCACCACCCCAACUCCAACAACUACACCAAGUGUGACAACAACACAGAUAUCCACCCAAGCACCGACCACUAUUCUACAGUCAGCACUGUCCCAGCUACAGUCAGCACUGUCCCGGCUACAGUCAGCACUGUCCCAGCUACAGUCAGCACUGUCCCGGCUACAGUCAGCACUGUCCCAGCUACAGUCAGCACUGUCCCAGCUACAGUCAGCACUGUCCCAGCUACAGUCAGCACUGUCCCAGCUACAGUCAGCACUGUCCCAGCUACAGUCAGCACUGUCCCGGCUACAGUCAGCACUGUCCCAGCUACAGGUCUUUAAGCAAUGCCAUGACGUUAUCCCACGACAACCCUUCUUCGAGGCCUGUCAGUUUGAUAUCUGCCACAUGCCAAAUAUCUCAAUCGGCUGCUCCAGCCUGGAAGCCUACGCCGUGAGGUGUGCAGCAGCUGGAGUCUGUAUCGACUGGAGGAAGUCAACUAAAGGACAAUGUGAACUGACAUGCCCUAAGACCAAAGUGUAUAAUGCAUGUGGCUCUACUGUCCAGCCAACAUGCAAUUCAAGAUACAAUGAAAAAUAUGUGCAGUCAUGUCAGGGAGCACAAAGGAGCCUUGCCGUUGUAUGUGACUCAUUCAUGGAGGGCUGUUUCUGCCCUGAGGGUACCAUCUUGUUCAACACAUUCUCUGACACCUGUGUUCGUGACUGUGGAUGCACAGGACCUGAUGGAAAACCCAAACAGUUUGGUGAGACUUGGUACAGUAACUGCCAGAAGUGCACGUGUAAUGCUGACACACUGAGUGUCCAGUGUGAACCAGUGAAAUGUCCGCCCCAAGAAAUUGUUACCUGUAAGAAGUACGGUGAGGUGUUGGUCAACGAGACGGUGGACUGCUGUCAGAUAAAUACAUGUGUGCCCAAACCUGUUUGUGUCCACAAUAAUACCGAAUACACGCUUGGUGAAAAUGUUCCCAAAGGCACCUGUGAGGAGUGCAAGUGUGGCCCUAAUAAGGAUCCAGUCUCCAAGCUGUAUGUUGUUGAGUGUGCCCAAAUCAACUGUGUCACCACCUGCCCAACGGGUUAUGAGUAUGAAGUUGGACCUGAGAAAUGUUGUGGAACGUGUGUCCAGAAGGAAUGUGUUGUAGUUCUCCCAGAUGCCACAUCUCACAUCAUUCAGCUUGGGAAGCUUUGGUCGCCCCCUAGUGACCGCUGUGUGAAGUAUGAAUGCACAAAGACAAACAACCAGUUCAUCGUUGUGGAAUCCAAAUUGAAAUGCCCAGUGUUCCGUCCAGAGGACUGCGUCCCUGGAACUGAGAAAACUGAUGCAAAUGGAUGUUGCACAACCUGUGCUUUACGAGGUCACUGUGAUGUGAAGAACACCACCACCUACCUAGAGGUGAAUAACUGCAAGUCUACUGUGCCGGUGGAAAUCUCAGCCUGUGGGGGAUCCUGUGGAACAUCUUCUAUGUACUCUGCAGAGAAAAACACCUUGAUGCACUCCUGCUCCUGCUGUCAGGAGAUGUCUACCAGUGAGAGGAAGGUGGAGAUGGUCUGCCAUGACGGGAAGAAGAUCAUGCAGUCCUACAUUUACAUUGAUAAGUGCGGCUGCCAUGACUCUGAGUGUGACAAGAAGAGCCACUUAGAUUAGGCCUUGAAGAAUUAAGUCUUUUGAAAUGUUCUUAUCUACAUUAACUGCAUGGAAUAUUAAAUAGUUUUAUCUAAAGGGAACCAAUAGGGUCUGUCUCAUUAUCAUAAUGUCUACUUUGAUGAACUGUAUGUCCUUUCUGUCUACACGAUCAUAGACAUUAUGCAAACGUAUUAAACUGAUGAAGAAGCAUGAA
Molecule: messenger RNA, 5626 nt
Organism: Salvelinus fontinalis (brook trout)
Lineage: Eukaryota; Metazoa; Chordata; Actinopteri; Salmoniformes; Salmonidae
Product: mucin-5B-like
Exons: 43
Cellular component (GO): extracellular matrix
Molecular function (GO): protein binding
Source: RefSeq, a predicted model, not a curated record